AUGUCGGGUCGUGUUAGGAAGCAGUCGGACUGUCCUGUAAGCAAACAAGGUCCUAUGAGGGCCACUUUACCAGUUUCCUCGGUGAUGAAACAAAGCGGUGGCUUAAAGAAAAACGCUGGUAAUAGUCCAACAUUAUCACCUACAAAUGUGUGGCGUCGAAUAUCACCAGAUCAUGCACUUUCUGGUCAGCGAAGUCCUGGAGCUGUCAACUAUAAGGGCAAAGGACGGUUUGGUGCUAGUGUAAUCAGGCGUACAGCAUCCCUUGACACCUUAUAUCACAAAGGACAAUGGUCUAGAGAUUAUUAUCUGCAUGCAGGUCAUCUACAAGUUGAUAAAUCAACUCAAACUGAUGAAGGUGGUGGAGCAUCUGGCCGUUCAUCCCGUGGUGCAGAAGAUGAUAAACUGGAUCGUUUUUUGCGUAGUCGCCUUCAGAGACCACAUAAACCCUCUGCAUCUGGAGAUUACUCUGCCCACUCAAUGAGUCCUGGAUUCUGGUCUCGUUUUGGAACUGGAAGUGUACCGCUUAGGGCAGCUCGCUCAUCAGUUGAAGGUCUAAAUCAAGAAAUUGAGCGACUUGUCCUUUGCCCGGCCAGUGGCACUCAAACUCCUCAUCUUGAUCGGCUACGAGAUAAGGUCACACCGGAAGGUCAUCGUGCUCCACUGGCCGAGCUCCUGCGACGCUCCGUUAACACACAGACUCCGCAUGAUCUCUGUCAUACGGCCCAUUCCUCAGGUGGGAGUGUUUGUUCAUCUCCUGAUCUAGAUGGAGCAAAGCUUGGGACUUCUCCUCAAAUAAACCGUUUCUUGGCUCGCGAACCCCCCGACGGGUGUGAAAAGGUUAAUUUAAAAGCUGGCGAAGGCCCGCACACGGAACCUUUGUCGAUGAUGAAGCCAACAGUACCCGGGUUUACGUUGCGGCCGUCGCUGGGCUCCGCGUUCCAGCCGCUGCAGCCCGCGUCUCCCGCCCCGCCCGCCACCCCCCACUGA
This is a messenger RNA of Parnassius apollo (apollo), 987 nucleotides long. Lineage: Eukaryota; Metazoa; Arthropoda; Insecta; Lepidoptera; Papilionidae. The record is from the annotation of a GenBank genome assembly.